Moneuplotes crassus is the source of this 1268-nucleotide messenger RNA. NCBI's taxonomy places the organism in Eukaryota, Ciliophora, Spirotrichea, Euplotida, Euplotidae. The record is from the annotation of a GenBank genome assembly.
UUUAAAGAAGAGGAGCAGGAAGAUCCACAGAAGGAUUCAUUUAGAGUAUGACCUCCAUAAAAUUCAAGCUAAGGCGACUCUAAACAGACCAGUUUCUAAGAAAAUGAUUAAAAACACAGAUGUCAACAAAUUUGUUAAUUUGAAGCACAAGGUGUUACCAAAGCCAAACCAAAGAGAUCUUUUGGACCACUCAAAAAUUCUUCAGAACCAAGUCUCUAAAUACUCGUUCGCAACAAAGAAAGGAAUUAGCUUGAAGAGGAACGUGCCUCCGAAAUCGAGUGAGAACCAAGAUUCGUACAUUGCUUCGCCCAAAAUGAUGGGUUACAACUUUCUGCAUCUCUUUGCCAUAUGUGAUGGUCAUGGGACAAACGGCCAUAAGGCUAGCAAUUUCUUGAGGAAUACCCUUCCAAAGGAGUUAAAAUAACCGCUUGCAAGAAGAGACUAGAAGUAAUGGAUCACAGUCUCUCGAUAUCUCAAAAUUAGCAGAGCAAGGAAAAUGCCCUCUUAGCCAAGAUAUGUACAACCUGUUCGUUAACUCUUUCCUUGACACCAAUGAUAGCUUAAUUCGACAAGAAUUUGACACUAAAUUUUCAGGCAGCACAUGUUGUGCCCUUCUGAUAUAUGAAAAAUAAGAUAUUCUGAGCGAAUGUUGGGGAUAGCAGAUGCAUACUAAUCAGAAUUCCUAAUUUAAAGCAAAGAUUAGCUGAGAAUUCUCACUCUAGUCGAGUUCAGAAAUCAUCUGAAGAUGCCAAAGAGCUGAAAAUCACAGUUCUUGAGUUAAGCAGAGAUCAUAAGCCGGAUGACCAUGACGAAAGAGAGAGGAUAGAGUCCAAUGGAGGGGAGAUUCAAUCCUAUAUUAACUCCAAAGGGAUCUGUGUCGGGCCGAAGCGAGUGUGGGUCAAAUAACCACAACUUCCCAGGCUUGGCAAUGUCCAGAUCUUUUGGAGAUGAAAUCGCCUCUCGAGUAGGAGUCUCUGCUUGCCCUGAAAUCAAAGAGACAACUCUUACUCAUGAAGAUGCUUACAUUGUCAUUGCUAGUGACGGUGUCUGGGAAUUUUUAGAAAACAAAGAAGUUGCUGAAAUAGUCUACGAAUAUUAUGUACAAGGAAAUGCUGAAAAAGCAGCAGAAGCUAUUGUCAAAGAAGCAUUUGAUCGUUGGAAAAAUAGAGAAAUCAUUGUUGAUGACAUCACAUGAAUUGUCCUCUUCUUGGACAUUAAAGAUUAACCACCAAACUCUGAUAUCUUUUCAAUCUAGCCUUAAUCCAGUG